AAACAAAAAGUAUGUUUCUUUUUCCCCCGUUUCAAUUCCUAUAAAAAUCACCCAACGUUUGAACGUCGACUAUGCGUACGUGUUAAACUGUUUUGUAUUUCCGUUUGACUCGUACGGAUUCGCUAACAAUGUCGUUUGUCGACUUGUUGUUCGCCGCAUCCCGCUUGAUACUCUACAUUUUGCCGAUAUUCUUCUGGGUCAUUUGGACGAUGUUCUUGAAAAAAUCUCCCGAUGCAUACAAGUAUAGGACUGACGAAGAACUGUACUUCGUGGACGAACAUGGAAAACGAAUCAAAUUUCCCAAACUAUCUGAUGAACCUGUGAUCGAUUUGUCAGUCAUAGUACCUGCGUAUAACGAACAAGAUAGAUUAAAGCCUAUGUUGGAUUCAUGUUUACGCUGGUUGUCUGACCGCAAGUCAUCGUUUGAAGUGAUCAUUGUUAGCGACGGUAGUACCGACAAGACAUGUGAUGUGGUCAUGAAGUAUGUAAUAAACUAUGGAGCGAAUCGGGUACGUUUGUUGAAAUUAGUCAAAAACCGAGGAAAAGGAGGAGCCGUUGGUUUUGGAAUGCAAAGUGCACGUGGACGCACUUUACUAUUUGCCGAUGCUGAUGGUGCUACACAGUUUGAAGACUUAGAAAAAUUAGAAACAGCAUUACAAUCUUUAAUUGAAAGUGCUGAUUAUGAUAAUUCUGCUAAAAACAACGACAUACAAGCAGUUGUGUGUGGCUCUCGUGCUCAUUUAGAAAGUGAGGCCAAAGCGCAAAGAAGUAUAUUCCGUACAUUGUUAAUGAUGGCCUUUCAUAUCCAUGUAUGGAUGUUUGGUGUACGAUCUAUUAAAGAUACACAGUGUGGUUUUAAACUAUUUACUCGGUCUGCUGCUAGAGUUCUAUUCAAUAAUUUACAUGUUGACAGAUGGGCUUUUGAUGUAGAAAUUUUAUAUAUUGCUGAAAAAAUGAAAAUGAGCUUAGCUGAAGUAGCAGUAAAUUGGACAGAAAUUGAUGGCUCAAAAAUAGUUCCUGUGUGGAGUUGGCUUCAAAUGGGUUUUGAUGUAUUGGAAAUAUGGUUAAGAUACCGUACUGGAUCGUGGAAAAUCCAAUACAAGCCAGAAUAACUUCCGCACCAAUUUAUUUAAAUAUUUUUGACCCUGAUUUUUUAGGAAAAAUAAGAUAAAAUUCUGAAUGAUCAUUUAUUAUAAUAUUAAGUAAUAGCUUUCCAUAUAAAUUUCUUUAUCAAAGUAUCAAUUGUGAUAAAAUUUAAUUUAAGACUUAAAAAUGAAUUACUUUUAAUUUAUUUUAUUACUUUGUCCUAAGGAGAAUUGAUAUACCAGUUAAAUAAUUAUU
Molecule: messenger RNA, 1341 nt
Organism: Sipha flava (yellow sugarcane aphid)
Lineage: Eukaryota; Metazoa; Arthropoda; Insecta; Hemiptera; Aphididae
Gene: wol
Product: dolichyl-phosphate beta-glucosyltransferase
Exons: 7
Coding region: 129-1112 (327 amino acids)
Cellular component (GO): endoplasmic reticulum membrane
Source: RefSeq, a predicted model, not a curated record